ACAGACGAGGACCACGGCAUCAAGACAAUGAAAGCAACCUUCCUGGCAGCUGUCAAGAAGCGCUUCAGUGACGUCGAGACCAACCCACUGUACUUCAUCUCCACCAUACUUGACCCAAGGUAUAAAGAUCGCUUCUUCUCCAACAACACUGCUCCGGAGGCCAAGCUGCACCUGAAGCAGGAGCUGCAGAUGAUGUCCAGAGCUGAGGCAGAGGGGAGUCGGGCAGAAGCUGCAGAACCUCCUGCUAAACUGUUCCUCAAGGCCCAGGCCAGCACUAGCAGCUGUCUGGACACUGUAUUUGAAGAAAUCGCUAAGGAGCAGCCCCAGACAGCACAGCCGCUGGCAGCAGGUGCUUCCAUUGAGCUCGACACAUAUCUCGGAGAGGCCCCAAGCCCUCGUGAAGACAGUCCUUUGAAGUACUGGGGUGUCAACAAAAUCAGGUUCCCCACUUUGGCUAAAAUGGCCCAUAAAUACCUCUCAGCCCCAUGUAGCAGUGUGGAAAGUGAAAGGCUUUUUAGCUCAGUGUCGCACAUUAUAGAUGAAAACAGAAACAGGCUGACUGCUGAUAAUGCAGAAAAGCUACUUUUCUUAAAAAAAACCCUGCCACUCACUUUUUCUAAAUAGGCUCCAUUAAGUGAGUCGUCUUAGACUUGAUGUUAAUACCUACCUCAGUUGCACUGACUGCCACAGUUCUAUGUUGGUGGAUGUUGUUAGUUUAUUCAAAUAUUGUGCACUAAAUAGCAAAGAUGUUUAUUA
Molecule: messenger RNA, 756 nt
Organism: Xyrauchen texanus (razorback sucker)
Lineage: Eukaryota; Metazoa; Chordata; Actinopteri; Cypriniformes; Catostomidae
Product: zinc finger BED domain-containing protein 4-like
Exons: 2
Coding region: 28-624 (198 amino acids)
Molecular function (GO): protein dimerization activity
Source: RefSeq, a predicted model, not a curated record